Tyto alba (common barn owl) is the source of this 726-nucleotide messenger RNA. RefSeq names its product elongation factor 1 homolog (gene ELOF1). Gene Ontology annotation, biological process: transcription elongation by RNA polymerase II. Lineage: Eukaryota; Metazoa; Chordata; Aves; Strigiformes; Tytonidae. Gene Ontology annotation, cellular component: transcription elongation factor complex. Gene Ontology annotation, molecular function: RNA polymerase II complex binding. The record is from RefSeq and is a predicted model, not a curated record. Bases 66 to 317 code for a protein of 83 amino acids. The transcript has 4 exons.
GCCGCGGCGGAAGUGCCGGUGGGAAACGCGGCGGGAGCGGAGCGGGCCGGGCCGGGCCGGCGGCCAUGGGACGCCGCAAGUCCAAGCGGAAGCCGCCGCCCAAAAAGAAGGUGACGGGGACGCUGGAGACGCAGUUCACCUGCCCGUUCUGCAACCACGAGAAGUCCUGCGACGUCAAGAUGGACCGUGCCCGCAACACGGGGGUGAUCUCCUGCACCGUCUGCCUGGAGGAGUUCCAGACACCCAUCACCUACCUGUCAGAGCCGGUGGAUGUCUACAGUGACUGGAUCGACGCCUGCGAAGCUGCCAACCAGUAGUGGCUGGGGCAGCCCCUGCAGCGCAGCCCCAGAGCCCUGAGGGGGUACCUGCCCCGAGACCCGAGGCGGGGGGGGGUGUCACGUCCCUCCUGCCCCUCUCCGGUGUUUUCUUUAUGCUGCCUGCCUUCCUGUCCCUGGGCACGGGGGCUCCAGCUCACGCAGGCACCCAGGACCCAUCACCCCCCCGCCUCUGGGGAUGGGACCCCUGCCCUUGGGCCAGGUCUGGGGUUGGGGGCUCACCCGGCCCUGUUGGGACUCGUCCCCACCCCAGGCGCUUAAUUGCUGCUCGCCAGCAAGCUGCAGGGACUGUGCAGGAGCGGGUCCGUGGGGAUACGGGGCCGGGGGCUGGGUGCACGGGCGAUGUGUUUCGGCAGAGCCACCCUUGAAUAAACAUCCUUGUGGGGCUGGG